Molecule: messenger RNA, 992 nt
Organism: Cannabis sativa
Lineage: Eukaryota; Viridiplantae; Streptophyta; Magnoliopsida; Rosales; Cannabaceae
Product: mitochondrial uncoupling protein 3
Exons: 2
Coding region: 58-966 (302 amino acids)
Biological process (GO): transmembrane transport; response to cold
Source: RefSeq, a predicted model, not a curated record
AGAACCGAUGAUAUCCGUUACCGGCGAUGAGUUGAGUUGUUGUCGUACUACUCGUCCAUGAAGAUCGGAGAGAAUGGAAACCAGCGGAGCUGGACGAAGAUUGCUCUGAGUUCGCUCUCAGCUAUGGUGGCUGAGACGACUACAUUCCCCAUUGACUUAACGAAAACCAGGCUUCAGCUUCACGGCCAAUCUCUUUCCUCUUCUCGCUCCACCAACGCCUUUAGAUUGGCAUCGGAAAUCGUACGGAGCGAGCAAGGGUUUCUGGGUCUCUACAAGGGUUUGUCACCCGCCAUUAUCAGACACCUUUUCUAUACCCCAAUUCGCAUAGUUGGCUAUGAGCAUUUCAGAAACAUUUUAGGAGGAACUGAUGCUGAUUCUCUUUCUCUCUCUUCAAAAGCUCUCAUCGGUGGUCUUUCUGGUGUUAUUGCUCAGGUAGUAGCAAGCCCUGCUGAUCUUGUUAAGGUGAGAAUGCAAGCCGAUGGUCGUUUGGUCAGUGAAGGCCUUGGGCGUAGGUACUCGGGACCCUUUGAUGCUUUAAACAAGAUUGUUCAUUCAGAAGGAUUUGGAGGACUUUGGAGAGGGGUCUUUCCAAAUGUUCAAAGAGCAUUCUUGGUAAACAUGGGAGAAUUGGCUUGUUAUGACAGUGCAAAACAUUUUGUUAUCCGGAACAGGAUUUGUGAGGAUAACAUUUAUGCUCAUACUUUAGCCUCUGUAAUGUCAGGUCUUUCAGCCACCGCUUUGAGUUGUCCUGCUGAUGUAGUCAAGACAAGAAUGAUGAAUCAGAUUGAGGGGGUUGUUGUGUACAGGAAUUCUUAUGAUUGUUUGGUUAAGACUGUUAAAAUUGAAGGGCUUAAAGCACUUUGGAAAGGUUUCUUUCCCACAUGGGCUAGGCUUGGUCCUUGGCAAUUUGUCUUCUGGUUGUCAUAUGAGAAGUUUAGGAAAAUUUCUGGGUUUUCUUCUUUCUGAUGAAAUUAAUUAAAACCUUUUACCAA